UAAUUUAGAUAAAACUUGUGAUAAUGAUUUAGACAUAUCUUUUAAUAGUGAUUCAGGCAUAUCUUGCAACAGUGAUUCAGAUAUAUCUUGUAACAAUAAUUUAGGCAUAUCUUGCAAUAGUGGUUUAGAUAUAUCUUGUGAAAGUAGUUCAGAUAUGAUUACUGAAAUAUAUUUUUCUUAG
This is a messenger RNA of Racocetra persica, 181 nucleotides long. NCBI's taxonomy places the organism in Eukaryota, Fungi, Glomeromycota, Glomeromycetes, Diversisporales, Gigasporaceae. The record is from the annotation of a GenBank genome assembly.